ACAGCAACCCUGGCAAGCUUUGGUAUCUGAUCCGUUGGCUUAGUGAGGGGGGCUCGCUUGUUCAAUUUAAAAAGAAUUGAAUAUAGAUCUAUAGCUUUUCAAAAUCAACAUAUUGUUGUUCUGUUCUAGUGAUCAAGAUGCAUAGGUCAUACCAAUCUAUCCUUCCCACUCAUAACAAACUUCUUCAGAAACGCUGGGACACGACUUACUACGAUGAACACAGGAGAAAGGUGCGUGAUGCUGUUCCUAUGGUUGACACAAAGGCUCCUCCUACCUACAUGCAUCUCCACUUGAAGUUGAAGAAACUGCAGUUGGAGGAAGAGCGACUGGCCACAAUUGAAAGAGAUAACAGAAUUCUGUUGGAGAAGAUGUCAUAUAUUAUGAGAACGCGGGGCAGAGUCGACAACAGAAAUAAUUAUGAGUACAAGAGUUUGAACCGUGAAAAGCGUCAAAGAGAGUUGCUGAGGGUAACCAAGGAAAACCAGGCCAUUCUGUACCGUAUCAACAUGAGGAGACCUGAGUACAGUCACAAGAAAUGGCAGGAAGAGUGGGAAGAGAAUCAGAAGUUCAUGGAUAAUAUCUCACACUAUCCUCAGGAAUGGUGGAUUCGGGAAUCGCCUAAAAACUCUCCAAGGCAAACUGCAGGUGCUGAUGAAAGUGCACGAGAUGAUGAAGAGGACCUGAGGCGAGACCAAGAAGCUCAGAAGAAAAGAGAGAAAGAGGAAAAGUUAGCUGAACAACAGAGGGAAGAAGAUGAAAAGAAGAAGCAAGAGGAAGCUGCAAGAGAGAAAGAAAAGCAAAGGAAAAAGCAAGAGGAGGAAGAAAAGCGUAAAGAAGAGGAAAGACUAAAAGCUGAGGAGGAGAGAAAACGUAAAGAUGAAGAAGAGGCACUGGAAAAAGAAAGACAAGCUGAGACAGAAGCCCCAGUUGAAGAGGAUAACUCUGGCAACAAGCAGAAUGAAUCAAAUGCGUGAACAGAAAACUGACUUAAGAUUUGUUAAAGAAAAUAGCUCACUCUGUUGUUUUCCCAGUGUGUUUACCUUCUGUCACGUUUCGAUGUUAUUUGAAGUGACAGGUUUUAUUGUACGGUACUGCGAAAACGUUGUUACAUGUUUUGAAAGCCAUGUAUAUAUCUGUGCGUAUGAUUUCAUCAAAAGAAUGUGAAAGAGAAGGAAAUAUGGCAAAGGUGCCGGAGAAACGAAAAGAACCUGAAUAGGAGAUUGUCAGUGAUCCUUCUCUUAGCAGUGUGCUCUAUUGUACCCAUUUCCAUCGUCACAUGUGUGUUGUAAUUUACUUUUCUUUCUCAAAUGUUGAUCUCUGCCCUCCAUACAGUGGCUCUUUUCUGCUUCUAAGAUGUUCCUUCAGCCAUUUAUGUCAUUAGAUAAAGUGAUUGUUGUUUUGAAUGAAUAAAUAACUAUCAUGUUGUUUUUUUCG
Messenger RNA from Aplysia californica (California sea hare), 1434 nucleotides. RefSeq lists its product as uncharacterized. The record is from RefSeq and is a predicted model, not a curated record. The transcript is spliced from 5 exons. Lineage: Eukaryota; Metazoa; Mollusca; Gastropoda; Aplysiida; Aplysiidae. Bases 138 to 974 code for a protein of 278 amino acids.